AUGGCAUACCUCGCACCCUACGCCGCCGACCACGAGGAUACCAACGGCCCCGGCGACGCCCGACCUAGCGCACUCAAAAUCGUGCGCGAUGAAAAGCUAGACGGUGCUCUUGCUGGGAAAGUGUUUUUUAUUAGCGGCGGCACAAACGGUAUUGGUGUCGAGACGGCGCGCGCAGUCCACGUUACGGGCGCAGAUGUCUAUGUCACGGGGCAGAACCGCGAGAGAGGGGAGGAGACGGUGAAGGCGAUUACCGUUGAUGGGAAGCCUGGUAAAGUUGUGUAUUUGGAGAUGUCUCUUGAUUCUUUGCAGAGCGUGCGAGACGUUGCAAAGAAGUUUUUGGAGUUGACGGGGGGGAAGUUGAAUGUGUUGAUUACGAAUGCUGGAAUCCGGGGCUGGCCUCAAGGCAAAACAAAAGACGGUUUCGAGCAUCAUUUCGGAGUUAACCAUCUUGGUCAUUUCGCUCUAUUCCACGAGCUCAAGGACGCGCUGAUCGCAUCCUCUACACCCGAGUACAACUCAAGGGCCGUAAUCCUAUCCGCACAGGGCCACCGACAAACCCAAAUCCGGUUUGAGGAUUACCACUUCGACAACCGACCCGAAGAGUACGACGGUAUUCUCGCAUACGGACACUCCAAGCUAGCCAAUAUCUACAUGGCGACUGAGAUCGAGCGCCGGUUUGCGGCACAGGGACUUCAUGCAACUGCCGUAAACCCCGGACUUAUCAUGGGAACAGGGUUAAACUCCAAAGUGCCACCGGAGCACCUUGCUGUUGUGUGGACGAUGCCUGAGAUUAGAAAGGCGCUCAAAUCCGCGGCGCAGGGUGCAGCGACUACAGUUUGGGCAGCGACGGCAAAGGCGUGGGAAGGUGUUGGUGGGAAAAUUUUGGAGAAUGUGCAGGAGAGUCAGCCGUUUGAUGAGGCCAAGGGGCAGGGUAGUCUGGGAUAUGCAAAGCAUGCCUACGAUGAGGAUGCGGCGAAGAGGCUGUGGGAGGAGAGCUUGAAGAUGGUCGGACUGGAGUAG
Messenger RNA from Talaromyces rugulosus, 1020 nucleotides. RefSeq lists its product as uncharacterized. The transcript is spliced from 2 exons. Lineage: Eukaryota; Fungi; Ascomycota; Eurotiomycetes; Eurotiales; Trichocomaceae. The record is from RefSeq and is a predicted model, not a curated record. The coding region runs from base 1 to 1020 and encodes 339 amino acids.